UUCGCGACGAAUCAGUUCCCUAUCGCAAGAUGAUGAAGUCAACACGCACGGUGCUAAUCACGCUGACCGUUGUGGCUUUAGCAGGGUUUACCGCAGGUCAGAAGGAGAUUUCGGAGCUACCGGAAGUGAAAGGCUACAAAUUGCAAUGCAUCGAGUCCAGUGGCAUUACGGAGGCUUCAGCGAAGAAACUGGCCUCGGGAGAACCCAUUGAAGAAGCGGAUCAACCGACAAAGUGUUUCGUGCAGUGUUUCUUCCAGAAGCUUCGGCUCAUGGACGAACAAGGUGUCGUGCAGAAGGACAAACUCGAGACGUUCCUCACCAGGUUGAUGGAGGCGGAUCAAGCGAAGGAGUACGUCCGUCAGUGCGAUAUUCGUCGAACGAAUCCGUGCGAUACCGCGUACGCCGUGUACGGGUGUUAUCUCGGGAAAAAGGCCAAGCUUUUCUGAGCGGAACCCUUGAGAUGUCUUGCAAUAAAGCGCGAACGAGGCGUGGUGUGUCUUACUUCGCAUGAGU
Molecule: messenger RNA, 513 nt
Organism: Anopheles nili
Lineage: Eukaryota; Metazoa; Arthropoda; Insecta; Diptera; Culicidae
Product: general odorant-binding protein 56a-like
Exons: 3
Coding region: 30-446 (138 amino acids)
Biological process (GO): sensory perception of smell
Molecular function (GO): odorant binding
Source: RefSeq, a predicted model, not a curated record